CUCGAGCUCGCCCGAUAUCUCGCGAACCUAUCCGAUUACUCAUCUCACUGUCAUACUCGUGGCCGGAUGAAGUUAUUAAUAAUAAAUCCGCUGGGGAUGGCGCAAUUUUGGCUGUCAUUCUCUCAAGCACACCCCUCUGUCGAUAGAAAUCGGACCAAUCUCAUCGCCCGUUCGCAGCAUCUGCUCAUUGAGUGCAUAAAACACCCUAGCUCCCUUCACCAAGGAAAGGAAAGUUCGAGGAUAGGUCCAUUUCACUCUCUCCGCUGUCUAGAGUGCUAUUUCAGUCAUAAUACGCAUUAUCGAGAUUUUCAACCAUGAAGGCAUAUCUUUAUGACAACGCCCCGGGCGAUCAGCGCCUGCCCCAUGAUUCGGGGAAGACAGUGGACGUCGAGGGUCUGAACAAGCUCGGCGUUCUCUACUACCGCUUCCCGGAUGUCGAAGGGGUGAACAAGCUGGCCAGUGAGCGAGGUUACAGGAACCGGGAUGAGAUCACCGUGUCGCCCGAGAAGAUGGGGGCCGUCUACGAAGACAAGGUCAAGAGUUUCUUCCACGAGCACCUCCACGAGGACGAGGAGAUCAGGUACAUCCGCGAUGGCUACGGCUAUUUCGAUGUGCGAAACAAGGGCGACCAGUGGAUUCGCAUUCACCUGCAAAAGGAUGAUCUUCUCAUCCUGCCCGCGGGCAUCUACCACCGGUUCACCACGGACGAGACUAAUUAUAUCCAAGCCAUGCGCCUCUUCAAGGACGAGCCCAAAUGGACCCCCCUGAACCGGUCUGAGGAUCUCGACGCGAACGAGCACCGGCAGACCUACGUGUCGCAGUACCUAAAUUAGUCAAGUCAGUCAGCAUGGCUUUAUGCGGUGUUCUUUUGUCAGUCGCUGCGUAUUCCCUUUCUUCCAGACACUCUUCGUCGCUAGGGGCCAGCUGCGCCUGUAUGUUCGCCAAGCGUAAAUGAUGGGAUUCCAUGUUACUUUAUCUACAGGGCUGUAGUCGGUUAGACGUGUUACUAGUUGCUCCUCAAAGAUGCAAGCUCGCGCCCCCGUCACCUACCCGUUCAGUGACCAUUGCUUUGGGCGCAACUCUCAGCACAUCGACGAACACGGCGGGGAUUGAAACUCUGUUGUAGAUAGCCACUCAGUUUCGACAGCUAUUUUCGAGAUGAUACAAGUCUGGCCUGGCUGGGUAUGGUAUGACUAUUGGGGUAAAGAGUUGGCGAGAGAUUGAUCCACAGGAUUAAUUAUGGCAUGUCUCCCAAGCUGCCAUUGCUGCAAAGAUCUGUGCGCCAGACAAUCAUCCCGUCUCAGAUAGGAGAGGUGC
Molecule: messenger RNA, 1317 nt
Organism: Phialemonium atrogriseum
Lineage: Eukaryota; Fungi; Ascomycota; Sordariomycetes; Cephalothecales; Cephalothecaceae
Product: Acireductone dioxygenase ARD family
Exons: 4
Coding region: 315-833 (172 amino acids)
Molecular function (GO): acireductone dioxygenase [iron(II)-requiring] activity
Source: RefSeq, a predicted model, not a curated record